GGCCAUCACGGUCUAUUUGUCCAACUUCGCUUUGCUCCUCCGUUCCGUUCGCUACUUCUCUUGCCGAAUAUAAAAGCCCUAGCGGCUACGCUCAUCAGUUGGAAACUGAAAAAAAAAAAAAUGGAGUUUUCUCAAGCCGACUUCGAUCGCCGAAUAGUCGCCGAACACACUUGGAAAACCUCUGAACUUAACUACGCCAAGGACCCUCUUGAUGCCGAGAAUUUAACCAAAUGGGGAGGAGCAUUACUCGAAUUACCUCAAUUUCAGACUAUUUCAGAUGCAAAGAAGAUGAUAGACGAUGCAAUUUCGAAAUUGGAUGAGGCUUUGAUGAUAAAUCCCUCAAGGCACGAAACUUUAUGGUGCAUGGGAAAUGCACUCUCCACCACCGCUUUUAUGACUUCCGAUCUUGAUGAGGCAAAGGUUUCUUUUGAUAACGCUGCUCAGUUUUUCCAAAGAGCAGUAGAUGGGCAUCCUGGCAAUGAGCUAUAUCAAAAGUCUUUAGAAGUUGCAGUAAAGGUGAACUUGCCUUUUCUUGUUGUACUUAGAGAAUUUUCACUUGCGUCUCCAGAGCUGUAUAUGAAGUUCCAAAAAGCUGCUGUUAGUCAACAAACUAUGGGUGGGGCACCUUCUGCUUAUUCAAUUACAAAUCUUGCUUAUUCAUCCAAUUGCUUUCUUGUUUGUUUGUUUUCUCAAGCUCCAGAGCUGCAUAUGGAGUUCCAAAAGGUUGCUGUUAGUCAACAAACUAUGGGUGGGGCACUUUCUGCUUCUUCAAUUGCAAAUGCUGCCAAGAAGAGCAGUGGUUUAAAGUAUGAUAUAUUUGGAUGGAUAAUCCUUUCUGUUGGCAUUGUUGCAUGGGCGGGAAUAGCAAAAUCCCACGUUCCUCCACCUCCUCCAAGAUAAACUCCUUGCUUCACUAAUCCUC
Messenger RNA from Durio zibethinus, 922 nucleotides. The record is from RefSeq and is a predicted model, not a curated record. Lineage: Eukaryota; Viridiplantae; Streptophyta; Magnoliopsida; Malvales; Malvaceae.